AUGCCUAAUCAGAUCAAGGACAUCCACACCGUGGAUGAUACAUCCUUUCCCUACAUCUUUGAGCAAAACGCCACAGUUACCCUCAAAUCUGGGUCUGGUUUAGUCCGAUGCAACGUCUAUCGUCCUAAGGGCUCUGAUCGGGUGCCUGUUCUGGUCACCUACGGCCCAUAUGGAAAAGACAUUCACUACAAAGAUUUCCAUCCCAAGUCUUUUUCAGAGGUCAACCCUCAGCACAAGUCUGAUCAUUCAGCAUGGGAAACCCCAGAUCCAGGUUUCUGGACGACGCAUGGGUAUGCCGUUGUUCGGGCUGAUGAGAGGGGUCUCGGGCAGUCCCCUGGUCUCCUUGACACCAUGUCUAGGGGCACGAGCGAGGCGUUUUUUGACGUGGUCGAAUGGGCCGCAGAGCAGUCAUGGUCCUCAGGCAAGGUUGGCCUCUUGGGUAUUAGCUACUACGCCGGAAGCCAAUGGCGAGUAGCUGCCCGUAAGCCCAAAGGUCUAAGCGCUAUUGUGCCGUGGGAGGGAAUGUCAGACUACUACCGGGACAGAUGCCGUCACGGAGGAAUCCUUUCCAAUGGCUUUAUCAAGUUUUGGUGGAAUCGACAGGUUAUCACGAAUCAGUACGGACGUCCAGGUCGAAGCUCGCGAAACUGGGGUCCUGACACGAUUGAGGGUGAUCUACCCGAACAGGAACUCGAGGCAAACCGGCAAGACCAGACCAAGGACAACCUGGAGAAUCGCUUCCGAGACGAGCCUUACUACGCGUCCAAGGAGUAUGACAUGGGUGACAUCGAGGUGCCCUUGCUGUCUGUUGGCAACUGGGGAGGUAUUCUCCUUCACCUACGAGGCAACAUUGAAGGCUAUACUCAUGCCGGAUCAAAGUUCAAGUACCUUCGGAUGAUUACAGGCCGCCAUGAUCUUCCUUUCUACUACGAAGAAGAGGUCAAUGUUCAGCUCAGCUUCUUGGAUGCGUUUCUCAAAGGCGAUGACAGGGUCGGCUGGUCCCAAGAGGGCAAGGUUCCCCCUGUAAGUCUUGUUCUGCGCAAGGGAAAUGUCGGCUUCAACGACGCCGAGAAAGAAAAGGUGUAUCCUCGUCGUGAGGAGAAUGAAUGGCCAAUCGCGCGGACCCAGUACACAAAGCUCUUCCUUACGCCGGACCUAGGCCUUUCCUGGAACGGACCAAACAACGACCGAAAGAAGCUGUCUUAUAGAGCUCUUGGCACGCUAGAGAAACCGGAGCUUCUCCAAUUCUCGACGACUCCUUUUGAGUCAGAGACGGAGAUUACAGGACACGUUGUUGCCCAUCUCAACGUCUCGGUUACUCCAGAUCCGACGGGACCAACACCGAGCGACAUUGACCUAUUCGUCACAAUCCGCCACAUAGACCCAUCAGGACAGGAGGUCUUUUAUACGGGCACCGCGGGAGACCCUGUGCCCGUGACCAAAGGUUGGCUUAGGACAUCGCUGCGGCAGGUCGAUCAGCAGAACCACAAGCACCGCCAGUGGCUUCCCCACCGAAAUUACACCAGCAAGGAUGUCUUGCCCGUGAUACAGGGUGAGAUCUAUGCCGUGGACAUUGAGGUCUGGCCAACCAAUGUCGUGGUUGAAAAGGGUGGCAAGCUAGUUUUUGAGGUGUCAUCAGGAGAUACUCAGGGAUCGGGCAUCUUUUUGCAUGACGAUCCGACAGACAGGUCUCCGGAGACUUUCCAGGGCCUCAACAAUAUUCACUUUGGACCCCAAUUUCAGAACUACAUCACGCUGCCUAUCAUUCCAAGCUAG
Messenger RNA from Fusarium keratoplasticum, 1776 nucleotides. RefSeq lists its product as uncharacterized. The coding region runs from base 1 to 1776 and encodes 591 amino acids. The transcript is spliced from 3 exons. Lineage: Eukaryota; Fungi; Ascomycota; Sordariomycetes; Hypocreales; Nectriaceae. Gene Ontology annotation, molecular function: dipeptidyl-peptidase activity. The record is from RefSeq and is a predicted model, not a curated record.